AUGAUCCUCACAAACAUACUCGGCCGGAACGAGAAGUGGGCGGAAGCGAUGAAUGACGCCACGAAAGGCCAGUUCUUCCCCAAGUCUGCAGAGGGUCAAUCGCCCAAGGUGCUCUGGAUCGGCUGCGCCGACUCUCGAGUCCCAGAGUCCGUCGUCACCAACUCGUAUCCCGGCGAUAUCUUCACGCACCGCAAUAUUGCAAACCAGUUCCAUCCGACCGACGACAGCGCGGUCUCCGUGCUGACCUACGCCGUCGAGCACGUCAAGGUCGAGCACGUCAUCCUCGUCGGCCACACCAACUGCGGCGGGGCCGCAGCCUGCGUCAAAGCCGCAGAGGCCGCCCAGUCCGAGCCCACGUCGGCCCUCGACCGCUGGCUUGGCCCCUUGACCGAGCUCGCGCGGACCACGACCCCAGAGGGCGACCUCACAGCGCUCGUCGAGGCGAACGUGCGCGUGCAGGUGAGCAACAUCCUGGCGUCGGAUGUGCUCGAGCGCGAGUGGAAGCUGCGGGACGUGCACGUGCACGGGUGGGUGUACGAGCUCGAGACGGGGAAGCUGCGUGACUUGGGAAUCAGUGCGGGGCGGAACGGGCCGUUGCAGUACUGA
Molecule: messenger RNA, 606 nt
Organism: Dichomitus squalens LYAD-421 SS1
Lineage: Eukaryota; Fungi; Basidiomycota; Agaricomycetes; Polyporales; Polyporaceae
Product: carbonic anhydrase 1
Exons: 3
Coding region: 1-606 (201 amino acids)
Biological process (GO): cellular response to oxidative stress; cellular response to carbon dioxide
Molecular function (GO): zinc ion binding; carbonate dehydratase activity
Source: RefSeq, a predicted model, not a curated record